Aphanomyces invadans is the source of this 581-nucleotide messenger RNA. RefSeq lists its product as hypothetical. Bases 70 to 543 code for a protein of 157 amino acids. Gene Ontology annotation, biological process: regulation of DNA-templated transcription. The record is from RefSeq and is a predicted model, not a curated record. Gene Ontology annotation, molecular function: sequence-specific DNA binding; DNA-binding transcription factor activity. NCBI's taxonomy places the organism in Eukaryota, Oomycota, Saprolegniomycetes, Saprolegniales, Verrucalvaceae. The transcript has a single exon.
UUUGCAUCUGGAUACAGUUUGACGACGGGGGAGGUUUCCUUGGCAGGUCAGUUUUGGAUCUGCCACGUGAUGGCGAUGCCAAGUGGGUCGGCGGCGGACAUUGCGCCGUUCCUCAAAGUUCUCCGUGCGAUCCUUGAGACCGAGAGCACCGACAUCUUGCGGUGGACGCCGGACGGUGCCGCGUUCGAGAUCCUCGACAUGGACCGCCUCGUCCAGACCGUUCUCCCCAAGUACUUCAAGCACAACAAGUACCCGAGCUUCCAGCGCCAACUCAACUACUUUCACUUUAAAAAGUGGACCAAGUCCCGCGCCAACGUGUGCACGUUCUCCAACGAGUUUUUCCUCCGCGACGCCCCAGACAAGAGCGCGCACAUCACGCGAAAAAAGUCGGUCAGCCGAAAAGAGUCGAUGGACGAGUGGGGCGACAACGACGGGUUCGACAUGUUCGACCCACUCGUCGACGGUAACGAAGAAGCGCUCGAAGCGUACUUGCGGCAGGAAGACCUCGACUUGCUCGCUACGUUAGAAGAAAUGAAAUGUUAAAUUAUGCCUGGAAUCACCAUCGCGACCUAGCACCACGA